GACGCGGACGUGGCGCGGUGCACGCUGGGAUAUUUAAGUCUUCUCCGCGGCGCGGAGCCGCGAUGUCUCCGGCGGUUGCGGCAACUGGAAUAGGCGAGCGGCGACGGCCCAUAGCGAGUGCCAGGGACUGCCGGGGCCGUGGUCGCGGCUGCGGCGGGCCGGCCGGGACGGCGCUGGUCGGCUUGUCGUUGCUCGGCCUCGUGCUGUACCUGGUGCCCGCGGCCGCGGCGCUGGCCUGGCUGGCUGUGGGGGCUACCGCGGCCUGGUGGGGACUGAGUCGCGAGCCCCGAGGUUCGCGCGCCUUGUCCUCGCUGGUGCGGAACGCGCGGCGCCACCGAACGUUGCUCGCUUCGCCUCCAGCCAAGUCGGCAGUGAACGGAAGUCUCCUAGAGCCGAGGACCCCGCUCGACGGACCCGACUCUGCAGAGCUGCUCCUCAUGGGCAGUUACCUGGGCAAGCCUGGCCCGCCGCAGCCCACCCGCGCCCCGGAGGGCAGGGACCUGCGGGAGAGGCCCGGCCUCCCGCAGGCCGCCCGCACCCCGCUGCCCGCUCCUGCGGCCCGGCGCGCCCAUCACGUUUACUCCUCUCUCCCCACCACCCUCCCCCGGCCGUCCCGGAGGCCUUCCCACCGGGAUUACGGGACUUUAUCCAAUCGGUUUGUGAUAACACCUCGAAGACAUUAUCCCAUCCAGCAAGCCCAGUAUUCCUUACUGGGGGUCUUGCCCACAGUGUGCUGGAAUGGUUGUCAGAAGAAACCUGUGCUGUCUGCUCGUAACUCAAGGAUGGUGUGUAGUCCAGUGACUGUGAGAAUUGCACCUCCAGACAGCAAACCACCUCGUGCUCCAAUGUCCGAGCAGAUCAUCAACUCAACACUGUCCUCAUCAUCAAGUAAUACCCCAGACCCAUGUGCAAAAGAGACUGUACUGAAUGCCCUCAAAGAGCGGAGGAAAAGGACAGUAGAAGAAGAAGACGAAAUGUUUGUCGAUGGCCAGGAAAAUAAGAGAAGGCGCCAUGAUAGCAGUGGGAGUGGACAUUCGGCCUUUGAGCCGCUGGUGGCCAAUGGAGUCCCCGCAUCUUUCGUGCCUAAGCCUGGAACCUUGAAGCGAGGUCUUACUUCCCAGAGCUCAGAUGACCACUUGAAUAAACGCUCACGCACAUCUUCUGUGAGCUCCCUGACAAGCACGUGCACAGGUGGCAUCCUCAGCUCCAGCCGCAACGCCAUCACCAGCUCCUAUAGCUCUACCAGAGGCCUUGCACAGAUGCGGAAGAGGCCUGGACCCACUUCCUCACCCUUCUCUAGCCCUGCCUCCUCCCGUUCCCAGACACCAGAGAGACCAGCCAAGAAGACAAGAGAAGAGGAGGCUUGUCAACAUGCAAGUUCUUUAACACCACUGGUGACGGACAAGGAGUCCCAGGGAGAAAGGGUUGCAGAGACAACCACCUGCAAACAGAACUCAUGGACUUCCCCGUCUACACCUGGCAGCUCUCGGCGGCGGGUACGAAAGACUCAGCUGCUGUCCUGCAGGCGAGGGGACCGGCUGACCUUGCCUCCCCCGCCUGAACUCGGCUAUUCCGUCACUGCGGAAGACCUGGACCUACAGAAGAAGGCUUCGCUGCAGUGGUUCAACAAAGUCUUGGAAGACAAAGCUGAUGUUGCCUCAAACUCUGUCACUGAGAGCCCAGCCACCACACAGCCUUCUUUCACAUUCUCCUUGCCUGCUACAGUGCCUGUGUCCUCACCAGCAUCCCUCCCAGUGCCGGGUGCAAAUCCCCUGCUGGAGAGCUUGAAGAAGAUGCAGAGUCCCCCAGGCUUCCCAUCCUUCUCAGAACCUGCUGGAGUGGCAGCCACUAUGGCCCCUACACCUCCGAAGACACCCAGCCUCCUGAUGCCACUUGCUUCUUCCUUGUCAGGACCCCUGCCAGCCUCCUCUUCAGACACAAAACCCACAGCCACUCUCCUGGCCCCGGUCCCUGCUGUCUCUGCAGCCACAGUCGACACCAAGCGACCUCUAGCCCCCCAGGCUGAGACACCUGCCAAAGCCUCCACACCCCCAAGCCCAGGUCCAGCUCCCAAGCAGAGCCCAGCAUUUGAGAUGCUGAGCCCUCCGCCUUCCCACCAUGCCGCUCCCGCUGCUGCUCCCAGCCCGUCUUCUGCUUCUCCCAUGUUCAAGCCCAUUUUUGAACCACCACCUAAGGUCGAGAGCGAAGGGCCUUUGCCAUCCAGCACCUCCCUUGCAGUCACCGCCUCUACCAGCACCACCCCCACCACUACGACCAGCACCGCGACCCCGACUUUCAAGCCCAUCUUCGGCAGCAUGGUGCAGCCUGUGUCCAUGCCCCUGUCAACUCCUUUCUUCAAGCCGGCAACUGCUCCGGUCACUACUGCAGCCAUAAGCUCCCCCAUCUUCUCUCCCCUGGCCCCUGCCACCUCUACCGUGGCUUCUGUCACCACAGCCAGUACCUCCACGGACUCCACUUUGAAGCUUCCUUUCAGCUUCGGAGUGAACAGCGCGGCCAGCACUCUGAGCAGCAUGACCAGUACCUCUGCUUCCACCUCGCAGCCUUUCCUCUUUGGGGCUCCUCCAGCUUCUGCUGCCAGCUUUACCCCAGCUGUCACCUCCAUUUUCCAGUUCAACAAGUCUCCGGCCGUGCCCGCGACCACGGCCAUCACCAGCUUCAGCCAGUCCCUUCCCAGCACCGUGCAGACAGCCACCAGCACCGGCAGCAGCACAAACACUGCUGGCUUCAGUGGCUUUGGCAGCACCCUCAGCACUCCGGCCGCUAUCACCACCAGCCAGUCCACGCUGACAUUCAGUCAUACGACCACCCCAGCGUUCAACAUUCCCUUCGGCUCAGCCACCAAGCCCCCUGUCCCACCUCCGCCAUACCCAGGGGCCAACCCCCAGCCCACGUUAGGGGCCACAGAGGGGCAGCAGCAGGGCUCUGCGGCACCGGCCCUGCUGCCCAGCUUCGGCAGCUCCUUCACGUUUGGGAACUCUGCGGCCCCGGCCCCAGCCCCAGCCCCAACUGCCUUUGGCAGCUCAGUGCAGUCCACUUUCGGCGGCCUGAAAGCUGUAAGCGCCAUGUUUGGUGCCCCUGCCAGUACACAGCCAGCCUUUGGUAGCAGCACAGCCACCGUCUUCUCCUUCGGUACGGCCACCACCUCAGGCUUCGGCACCACCACCCAGACGGCCAGCAGCGGGGCCAGCAGCGCUGCCUUCAGCAGCUCCGCCCAGUCUCCGUUCACCUUCGGGGCAUCAGGGGCGACGGGGAGCAGCAGUGGGGGCUUUGGGCUCAGUGCGGCUGCCCCAGGCACCAGCUCCACCUCGGGAACCUUCAGCUUUGGAGCCGGACAGAGUGGGACCACAGGCGCUGGUGCCCCGUUCGGUGGGGCACUCCCCCAGAGCACCCUGGGCACAGCCAGCCAGAGCACGCCGUUUGCUUUCAACGUGGCCAAUGCGGCCGAGAACAAGCUUGUGUUCGGAGGUACCUCCACACCUACCUUCGGACAGAGCACUCCCGCCCCUGGCGUGGGCACAGCGGGCAGCAGCCUGUCCUUUGGAACACCUUCAACGCCCGCCCAAGGCUUCAUGGGCAUCACGCCUUUCGGAUCAGCGGCCCCUUCCUUUUCCAUUGGUUCGGGAUCCAAGACCCCAGGGGCCCGACAGCGACUGCAGGCCCGAAGGCAGCACACCCGAAAGAAAUAGCCUUCGUGUCUUGUUCCUCUUCCCUCCACCCCUUACCCACAUCUGGACCUCGGCACCUGCUAGGAAGAGCCUCUGCCCCUUCGAGUUCCAUACAGCAAACCUAGCCCAGACCCCCUGGCUUUAGCCACCAGGAUAUAUGGCAGCCCUGGGCCCUCUCCCGGCCAGAGGAAGCACCUGGAAGCAGGUGCUCGUGCUCGGGAGGCUGGAGGGACCAGGGUAGAAGCCAGUUUCUUGAACACUUUCUCUGGUGAGUCUGGAGAACUAAAGGAACGUGUACAUACUGCCCGCUCCCCGGCUCAUUUAGUGCCAGCCGGAUGCUGCCUUCCACCUUCCCUGAGGUGCAGUGCACCCACCUGCGUCUCUGGCACUUUGGAUGGGUCGGAAAAACGCUCUUCCCUAAGCUUUACCUGCCUGGCUUGGCUAUGAGAAGUGGUUCUCUUCCUCUGGUCCCGUUAGGGGACUUUAUUUCCUCAUUUCUUGCUGCUUUGUCCCCACUGGUUCCCUGCAGGAUUUACUCCUUUUUAAAAGACCUUGAACCUAGCUUUGCCUUGGAGACCCCAGUGGGUGCUGCUCCUGCUGCUCUACUUCCUCCUGCCGAGUCUGAGGUGGCUUCACCUCCCACCCUCUGCCAGUUUGGCCCCUAAAAGCUUGGCGGCUCAAGACUGUUAGCCUGGCAGAGCCAGGGCGAGCAGCUCCGGAGCAGGCAGGACGUUCCCCGCUUUCAGCUGCCUCCCUGCCCUCUGGCCUCCUGGCCUGCAUCUGCCUCUGGGAUCACACAUCCCAAGCCUUGUCCUGUGUUACUGUCUGAUGCUCAUGUCUGUUGCUCUUUGAAUCGAGUUUGGAGGAAGCAUUGAAUUGUAUGUGUGGCGGCAUGUUGGUAGUGCCGGACCUAACUGUCUCAAGUCUCCUGGGCCUACUUAAAGGAACAUGGAAAGUGGCCCCGCUUGACGGCCACAGUGCUGACUUCUGAAUUUUGCAAUGGUGUUUUGACGUUAAGGGCUGGCAGCCCAGGGGAUGGCGUCAGGGGAAGGAAGACCUCCCCUCCACCAUUGCCCCACUCACCUUGCCUCACCGCAGGUGAGACCCCCACGCCACCACGGGAGACCCACGCUGACAAGGUGCAGGGUGUGGCCGUAGGGGUCCCCAGCAGGGUCUCCUCCAGCCCACCCCUCCCCAGAUCCCCCAGGGCCCAGCUCCUUGCUGCCACACCCACCCUCUUUGGGAGAAGUAUGAAUGCGUGUGUCUAAAUUAAAAGAAAAAUAUUUAAACAUUUUUUAACAAAAUAAAAAUUUAUUUUUGUAUUUAAGCUAAAUUGCCUUUUAAAUUCCUUCAAGCUUGGUUCACUGAGGUGGUUAAGUAUAAAUGCUAUGAAAUAGAGAGUAGCUGUAUUGUUAAGUUAUGCCUGUGUGGAGAAGGGGUCCGCUGGAGCUCCUUCUGGAUUAUACAAACUUAAUCCUCAUUUUAUAAAUAAUGUGACGUAGGUGUAACUAGUCCCCUCCCCUAGUGACUGAGGUUGAAUGUGGGAAGAGCGCAAGGCCCAGAACCUGUCAGGGUGGACAAGGGUCCAGCAGCGAAGCCUCACCCCGGCCUUGCAUCGGGGCUCUUGGCCGUGCACGCUGAGCCAGCUACCUCGGGCGCCUGGCGUGUGCGCGAGGACGUGCGCGGCGCUUCCUGUCACAGAUGAGAGUUGGUUCCUGUCGGAGGUAGUUGGCAUUUUUAGUAUGAAUGUGAGAUUUUUCUCUUUGCUUGUCAUAAGAAUAAACAAACUGUGAUCCAUCA
Cavia porcellus (domestic guinea pig) is the source of this 5486-nucleotide messenger RNA. RefSeq names its product POM121 transmembrane nucleoporin C (gene Pom121c). Gene Ontology annotation, cellular component: nuclear pore. The transcript is spliced from 13 exons. The record is from RefSeq and is a predicted model, not a curated record. Gene Ontology annotation, biological process: protein import into nucleus; RNA export from nucleus. Bases 63 to 3707 code for a protein of 1214 amino acids. NCBI's taxonomy places the organism in Eukaryota, Metazoa, Chordata, Mammalia, Rodentia, Caviidae. Gene Ontology annotation, molecular function: structural constituent of nuclear pore.